AGAAAUAAGUGUGUGAGGUUAGCUAGAAAAGCUACCUUAUAGGUUAACAUUAAAGCUAAUUAACUAAGUACAAUGGCCAGGGUGGGUUUUAAACGACUUUUAAAUGGUUAAAAAAAUCUCGACUAUCACUAAACUAAAAUGUAUUCGGUUUAAUCAGUUAAAAUACGUUAAAAAUAAAAAAUACAGACAAAACUCUGGUUAAAGUGUUCAAAACUAUUUAAAAAAUAAAGUAAGAAAUAAGUGUGUGAGCUUACCUACCUAGGGAAGUUUAGUUUAAGCUAAGGUGGUUUUUAAAAGCCUUUAAACGGCUGAAAACUCUCGACUAGCACUAAACUAUACACUAAAACAUGAAGUAAGAAAUAAGUGUGCGAGCUUAGUUAGGAAUGUCAACCUUGGUUCACAUUUAAACUAACUUAAUUACAACUAAGGGGUUUAAAAAAUCUUUAAACGGUUGGAAACUCUCGACUAGCAUAACUGCACAUUAAAACAUAUUAAGCUGCGUUUAAACAGUUGUUGAUACGUUAAAACAUACAAAUAAGGCCAGUUUAAGACGUUAAAAUCUCUGUAAAAAAAAUGUGGGCACUAAAGGGGUGUUAACUCUGUAAACUAUACGUUAUCCAGCUAACCUAGAGUUAACGUACCUUUUACAUUAUUGAGGAGCACCGCCGUGCCCGGGCCGACUGCUAAAUACAGCCUGUGAGGUGAGUCUCGCUGAAAGGCCGGUGUGUGUCCGAGGCUGGGGGUCAAGCAGCAUAUUUCAAACAGUUAGCUAACAACUGGCAGUAGAUUAUGGCUAUAAAAGCUAUAUUGACGUUAAAAGCAGUAGGGUGGGCUUUGGAGUUCAAUAUACAAGGCGUGAGAGAGACUUCAAGGCGAAACUCUAGUGUGAUAUAUAGGCUAAGCCCUGGCAGACGGUGUGCAGGCGUGCUGCUGCUGUGCGGUGUGAUCUGAUGAAGCACAUCUAUCUGAGGAAGAAACUUUGCUAUACAGGUGCAUAUCCCAAUGAUGAGCAUCUUUGAGAGCGGAUCUCAUGGACUGUUGUGACUGCAGUGACUUCCGGACAAACAUGAGGAGAGUGUCCAAGCCAAGCACAAUGGCCUGCUCAGCAUGGAGCCUCCCAACCCUCUGCUGCCUGAUGUUUGCUUUGGCUGCUAUACAAUGCACUGAAGGGUUCUCUCGGGCAGCCCUGCCGUUUGGUCUGGUCAGACGGGAGCUGUCUUGCGAGGGUUACCCCAUUGACCUGCGCUGUCCGGGAAGUGAUGUCAUCAUGAUCGAGAGUGCUAAUUAUGGGCGGACGGAUGACAAGAUCUGUGACGCUGACCCCUUCCAGAUGGAAAACAUCAACUGCUACCUCCCUGAUGCAUACAAGAUAAUGUCCCAAAGGUGCAAUAAUCGAACCCAGUGCAUUGUCAUUACUGGAUCAGAUGUCUUCCCUGACCCUUGCCCGGGAACUUACAAAUACCUUGAGGUCCAGUAUGAGUGUGUCCCCUAUAUUUUUGUUUGUCCUGGAACUCUGAAAGCUGUUGGAGAUCCUUCCUUUCUCUUUGAGGCGGAGCAGCAAGCCGGGGCCUGGUGCAAAGACCCCCUUCAGGCCGGCGACAAAGUUUACUUUAUGCCGUGGACUCCGUACCGAACUGACACGCUCAUCGAGUACUCCUCGCUCGACGACUUCCAGAACUCGCGGCAAACCACCACGUAUAAACUGCCACAUCGAGUGGACGGGACCGGGUUUGUGGUGUAUGACGGAGCUGUGUUUUUUAACAAGGAGAGAACGCGCAACAUAGUCAAAUUUGACCUCCGGACUCGAAUCAAGAGCGGCGAGGCCAUCAUCAACAACGCCAACUACCACGACACCUCGCCUUACAAGUGGGGCGGGAAGACGGACAUUGACCUGGCGGUGGAUGAGAACGGCCUGUGGGUGAUCUACGCCACUGAGCAGAACAAUGGCAUGAUGGUGCUGAGUCAGCUGAACCCCUAUACUCUCCGCUUCGAGGCCACGUGGGAGACGGCCUACGACAAACGCUCGGCCUCAAAUGCCUUCAUGAUCUGUGGCGUCCUGUACGUGGUGAGGUCCUCUUACGAGGACAACGAAAACGAAGUCAGUAAAGGCGUCAUUGACUACAUAUACAACACCAAGCAGAGCCACGGUGAGUUCGUGGAUAUUAACUUCCCAAACCAGUACCAGUACAUCGCAGCCGUGGAGUACAACCCUAGAGACAACCAGCUCUAUGUGUGGAAUAACUUUUACAUCCUACGCUACAACCUGGCCUUCGGACCGCCCGAUCCGGCUCACGCACCGCCCAUCUCAGAAGCCACCUCGGCACCAGUGCAGCCUCACACGACGACUACGACGACGACGACAACAACCCAACAGAAAGGCCUGGUGACAACCAUAACCACUACAGGGACCAGAGUUGGUAACAAACCCCCAAAACUCCCGGCAGCUCCACCUCGGACCACUACUCCUCCGUCCCUGGACUCCUUCCCUCCUCCUGAGCGCUUCUGCGACAGUGUGGAGCGCAGGGACAUCCUCUGGCCGCAGACCCAAAGGGGCAUGCUCGUGGAGCGGCCUUGCCCCAAAGGAACCAGAGGCACUGCCUCCUACCUGUGUGUGCUCUCCACUGGGGCUUGGCACCCGAAAGGCCCUGAUCUAAGCAACUGCACCUCCCACUGGGUCAAUCAAGUAGCUCAGAAGAUCCGGAGCGGGGAGAACGCAGCCAACCUGGCCAACGAGCUGGCCAAGCACACCAAAGGGCCCAUCUUCCCCGGUGACAUUAGCUCCACCAUGAGGCUCAUGGAGCAGCUGGUGGACAUUCUGGAUGCUCAGCUGCAGGAGCUGAGGCCUAGCGAGAAGGACUCCACUGGACGGAGCUUUAACAAGCUUCAAAAGCGAGAAAGGACAUGCAGGGCGUAUAUGAAGGCUAUCGUGGAUACGGUCGACAACCUCCUCCGUCCUGAGGCUCUGAAGUCCUGGCGAGACAUGAACAGCACAGAGCAGACGCACGCUGCAACCAUGUUACUGGAUACUCUGGAAGAAGGAGCUUUCGUCCUUGCUGACAAUCUUAUGGAACCGGCCAUUGUGAAAGUGCCAGCUAGCAAUAUAAUCCUUGAUGUGUACGUGCUGAGCACAGAUGGCCAGGUGCAGGAUUUCAAGUUUCCACAGAGCAGCAAGAGCGGCAUAUCUAUCCAGCUGUCCGCCAAUACUGUUAAGCUGAACAGUCGGAACGGUGUGGCAAAGUUGGUUUUUGCUCUGUACAAAAAUUUGGGCCAAUUCCUGAGCACAGAGAACGCAACAAUCAAACUGGCCAACGAGGGGAACGGCCGUAACCUCUCUGUGGCGGUGAACUCAGACGUCAUCGCCGCCUCAAUCAACAAGGAGUCCAGUCGAGUCUUCAUAACGGAGCCAGUGAUUUUUACACUGGAGCACAUUGACAUGCAACACUACUUCAACUCAAACUGCUCCUUUUGGAAUUACUCUGAGAGAAGCAUGAUGGGAUACUGGUCCACGCAAGGUUGCAGGCUCAUUGAUUCCAACAAAACCCACACAACCUGCUCCUGCAGCCAUCUCACCAACUUUGCCGUUCUCAUGGCUCAUCAAGAAGUACUGGGUCCAGACGGAGUGCACAAGUUGCUGCUCACGGUCAUCACGCGAGUGGGCAUCGUGGUCUCGCUCAUCUGCCUUGGCAUGUGCAUAUUCACUUUCUGCUUCUUCCGAGGACUGCAAAGCGACAGGAACACGAUCCACAAGAACUUCUGCAUAAACCUCUUCAUCGCUGAACUCAUCUUCCUAAUUGGCAUCGAUAUGACAGAACCCAGGAUCGGCUGUUCGAUCAUCGCUGGGAUCUUGCAUUAUUUCUUCCUGGCUUCUUUCGCUUGGAUGUGCUUGGAAGGAGUUCAGCUCUAUCUCAUGCUGGUGGAGGUGUUUGAGAGUGAAUACUCGCGGAAGAAAUAUUACUACAUCUCCGGCUAUCUGGUCCCUGCCAUUGUUGUGGGUGUCUCUGCGGUCGUAGACUACAAGAGCUACGGGACUACAAAGGCAUGCUGGCUGAGAGUGGACAACCACUUCAUUUGGAGCUUCAUUGGACCUGUUACCUUCAUCAUUAUGCUUAAUCUCAUCUUCCUGGUCAUCACAAUGUACAAAAUGGUGAAGCACUCCACUUCAUUGAAACCUGACUCCAGCAGGUUGGAAAACAUAAAUAAUUAUCGCGUUUGUGAUGGCUACUAUAAUACCGAUUUGCCUGGCUAUGAAGAUAAUAAACCAUUUAUCAAGUCCUGGACUCUUGGAGCGUUCGCCCUGCUGUGUCUCGUGAGCCUGACCUGGUCCUUCGGUUUGUUCUUCAUCAGUGAGACCUCAGUGGUGCUAGCUUAUCUCUUCACCAUCUUCAACACCUUCCAGGGAAUGUUCAUCUUCAUCUUCUACUGCCUGCUGCAGAAAAAGGUUCGCAGAGAGUACAGCAAAUGUUUCCGCCACACAUACUGCUGCGGCGGCUUGCCAACCGAGAGCUCCCACAGCGCUACAAAGACUGCAACAACAAGGACGAGCGCACGCUACUCCUCCGGCACUCAGAGCCGAAUCAGGAGGAUGUGGAACGACACUGUAAGAAAGCAAUCUGAAUCCUCCUUUAUCUCAGGGGACAUCAACAGCACAUCAACCCUCAACCAAGGAAUGACGGGCAAUUAUCUACUAACAAACCCUCUUCUACGGCCCCAAGGCACUAACAACCCUUACAAUACCUUACUGGCCGAAACGGUCGUAUGUAACACUCCUACGGCUCCUGUCUUUAACUCUCCAGUGACCUACAGAGAGACAAGACACUCAAUGACCAAUGCCAGGGAUACAAGUGCAAUGGAUACACUACCGCUAAAUGGUAACUUCAACAACAGCUACUCGCUUCGGAACGGCGACUACGGCGACAGCGUGCAGGUGGUGGACUGUGGCCUUGGUUUAGACGACGCUGCCUUUGAGAAGAUGAUCAUCUCGGAGCUGGUGCACAACAACCUCAGGGCCUGUGGCAAAAGCCACCGCUCCGAGUCGCGCAUCAACACCAAAAAGGCGACGGGAGCUGAUGGCAGUGGCCAGGACAACGUCAUCGUAGCCGAAACGUCCUCUCUCGUGCAUUUGGGCACUGAGAGCAAUCAUAUAGUAGGGGGUUUGAGCUUGCAGCCCCAGUUUCAUCACCACACCCACAACCCCCACCACCCCCGCGAACUGGAGGCCCCCCUGAUCCCCCAGCGGACUCACUCGCUCCUGUACCACACGCAGGAGAGAGGGAGGCCCGAGCCCGCUGCCCUGCUGCCACCCCACAGCUACGCCACCCAGCUCCCCGCCCAGCUCCAGGCCGAGGACAGCCUGCAGUCGCCCAGAGACUCGCUGUACGCCAGCCUUCCCAACCUGACAGACUCGCCGUCGGUCGAGAAUGUUCCGGACAUGCCCGAGGACCUCUCGCCUUCCAAACAAAGCGAAAGCGAGGACGUUUACUACAAGAGCAUGCCCAACUUAGGGGCUAGCAGCCAGCAGCUCCACGCCUACUAUCAGAUAAGCAGGGGGAGCAGUGACGGUUACAUAAUCCCCCCCAUUACUAAAGAGGACAGCAUCCCUGAGGGAGAUGUACGAGAAGGACAAAUGCAACUAGUCACAAGCCUUUAAAAAUACAAAAAAAAACUUUUCAUUUUAAAACAAAUCAACAGAUUUUUUUUUUUUCUUCCAAAAAAACAAUCAGCGCCACUCAACAGGAGGACAUGUACUGGAGGGGUGGAGUGAAUGUGGGUAUUUGUAGUAGAAGAAUGAAUGUUUCAUGUCACACUCUUCCUUUCACUUUAUUCCCCCUCCCAAAAAAAUUAAGUAGGUCCCUCUAUCUGGUGCCCACCUGCACCCCCAAAGAUGAUGAACAAGGCAGGAAGAGCUCGUCUGGAUCGCAGCGCGAUUCCGCUCGAUUUGAAUUGUUGCCGACCCGACUGUAAAUAUAAUGUCGAUCGGAGGCGGGGUUUGACAAGUCUUCAUCAUCCAAUAGUGCUGCUGCUGUUAAACGACUCGACUCGUAACAAUGGAAUGAUUUCACAUAAAAAAAAAUGGAAAAAUGUACCAAAAAAAAAAAAGUAUUUCUCAUUUCAGAGCAUACAAAUGUUUGUGUCAGAAUUUGUACAUAUGUUCACGAUAUUUAAAAUCCAAUUUUGUAUUAUAUACAAAGUGGAGUCUCCAGGACCUAAGGACACAUAUGUGUACUAAGAUUGUACGGAGCAAUUCCUAACGGGACUCGUUGCUUUAGGAAUCGCCUGCCCUGGAUUUAAGGCCCCUUCUUUACAAUGAAGAUUGAUUGGAUUGUGCUGUAUAACCAUUAGCAAUCAAACCCCAGGCCUUAUCUUUUCUCAGAUGUACAGUAAAAAGAAAAAAUGAAAAACCAUCAAAGGUAAUGGCAUAAAAAUAUAUAUUUUGUUGUAUUUCUGGUGUACAAAACGCAACCAUAAGUAUAAAAAGGAUACAUUUUAAUUAAGACUUUAAUUAAGACCUUUUGGAGAGAGACUAUUGUGUGGAAACUGCACAUAUAUAACAGAACAGUUGUGUUUAUUCUUACACUUCAUUCAUUGUGGUGUGUGUUGGAAGAGUUAAGAUUGAAGGUUGCUGACAUCAAAUUCUGUCUUGUUCAUGAAAAUGAGUUUGCUGCACCAAAGCGUCGGGCUUUAGUAUGAAAUUAGGAUUUUCUGGCCGUGUUUAAAAAAGAUUCCUAGUGAAUCGCUAUACAGGCAUGAAAGUCACUCAAGACCACAGCCAAACAUUGUACAAGGCUUUUCCUUAUUUUUUGUUUUCCCGGACACGUUCUUCCAGCUAGGUUCAGAUAUUUAUUUAUUAAAUUAUUCUCAGAAAAAGGAAAAAAAAGAGCAAAAAAAUAAAUAAAAACUCAACAGCAGUGAUACUUUGGAACUCUUUUUGUGAAUACAUUACUGCACUGGUUCAUUCUUCUUCGCAUUACCAUGUUAUUAAGGAGCCCAUAAAAAUAAUGUAAAGUUCAACACUUGUUUAACAAUAAAUAAAUGUGAAUUUUUGGCUAUCACAAA
Astyanax mexicanus (Mexican tetra) is the source of this 7053-nucleotide messenger RNA. RefSeq names its product adhesion G protein-coupled receptor L2a (gene adgrl2a). The record is from RefSeq and is a predicted model, not a curated record. Bases 1031 to 5647 code for a protein of 1538 amino acids. The transcript has 25 exons. Gene Ontology annotation, cellular component: neuron projection; membrane. NCBI's taxonomy places the organism in Eukaryota, Metazoa, Chordata, Actinopteri, Characiformes, Acestrorhamphidae. Gene Ontology annotation, biological process: adenylate cyclase-activating G protein-coupled receptor signaling pathway; brain development; cell surface receptor signaling pathway. Gene Ontology annotation, molecular function: G protein-coupled receptor activity; carbohydrate binding.